Messenger RNA from Triticum aestivum (bread wheat), 1358 nucleotides. RefSeq lists its product as uncharacterized. The transcript is spliced from 2 exons. Lineage: Eukaryota; Viridiplantae; Streptophyta; Magnoliopsida; Poales; Poaceae. The record is from RefSeq and is a predicted model, not a curated record. Bases 3 to 623 code for a protein of 206 amino acids.
CGAUGUUUUACAAAAACCCCCUUCCCUUUCUUCCGACAAGCCACGCAGCCCAUCGCGCCUGCUCUGUCGCCUCGCCACGCACCGGCGGCCUGCUCCGCCGCCUGCUCCGCCGCCUUGCCGCCUGCUCUGCCGGCUCUCCACCUGCUUCGUCUCCUCGCCACGCCCCGGCCGCCUCCUCCCCCUCGUCUCGCCGCUUUUCUUCCUUCGCACAAGGAGAUCCAGAGGGAAGGAUCCCCUUUUUCUGCAAAGCCCGCGGCUUCCCGGCUCCGGCGGCGGCGCUCAUGUCCUGGAGGGAGUUGGGGCUUGAUCUGGAGGCAUGGAAGAUCCUAGAGCUCCUCGUCCUCGAGCUCCUCCUCCAGACGACGAGCGGCUGCUGCGGAAGUCAACGGCGUGGGGAAGACGACCACGGCAUGGGGAAGACGAAGACUUUGCUCCAGCCACAUGCCACUGCCCCGUGCUCCUCUUGCCACUGCCAUUUCCCUCCUCGAGCUGGCGGACUGAUGAUGGAGGACCCGCCCUCUUCACUCCACCGGCGCCGUCGCUGCCGCUUUUGCUUGUGCUUCUACUGCCCGCUUGCCCACAGUAGCGCAGCGAUUGGAGGAAGACUUGGUGCAGAGGAAUGAAGUACGAGUACGGAUGCUGCUUCCGUUGUUGAUCUCAGGUGAGCUUGCUAGAUGAGUACAAAUAUGCCCUUGAUGAUUUUAAAACUACUGUUAGCCAUGGAAUUCAGUAAGAUAAGAUAUGCUUGAGAUGAACAUGCCACUGUCCAGUAAGAUAAGAUAAAACCAUGACAAUUUUGACUAGGAAGCAUAACAAUCUCAAACUAAGAGUAAAAAUUCAGUAAACUUGUGCAUCUAGGAAUCAAAACCUGAACAUCAACUUGACAGAUCAAAAGUUCAACUAAUUGAGUAAAAAUUCAGUAAACUUGACAGAUCAAAACCUGUCAAAAAUUGAUAGGUUUUGGAAGAAAAUGACAGGUUCUGAACAUCAACCUGACUGAACAAAGAUCUUGACUGAAUAAUACAGUUAAUUCUGAAACUUCAAAAGUUAACUGAAAUUUUUGUCCUCUUGGAUUCAGCUACUGAACAUGAUCACUAUUGAACAUGAUCAUAUUCUGAUUGUACUUGUGUUCAAAAGUUCACUGAAAUUUUUGUGAAGUUUUAAACAAAAUGAUUACUAUUGCAUCUAGGAAUCAUUGUUCUGCUCCUAUAUGUAGUGGUGCUGCUAUAAAUUUUCUAUGCACUGAAUUUUCUAUGCAUGUACUCCCAUGGCCUCCUAAUUUUUAUGCAGAUCAAGAUGCUCAAGAUAAUCUUGAUGUAUUAUUGACACUUUGAUCUCUGAAUGUUGUUAAAGAUUAU